Messenger RNA from Nymphaea colorata (pocket water lily), 1936 nucleotides. RefSeq names its product transcription initiation factor TFIID subunit 8-like. The transcript is spliced from 2 exons. Lineage: Eukaryota; Viridiplantae; Streptophyta; Magnoliopsida; Nymphaeales; Nymphaeaceae. The coding region runs from base 79 to 840 and encodes 253 amino acids. Gene Ontology annotation, cellular component: transcription factor TFIID complex. Gene Ontology annotation, molecular function: protein heterodimerization activity. The record is from RefSeq and is a predicted model, not a curated record.
CCUUACCAUUCCCUCUAGGGUUUAGAGGAUGGUUUAACGUCUCCUCCAUGAGACCUCUGCGAUUCCGACCCUUCCCAUAUGAACGGCCAAGAGGCGGAAAGGAGGAGAUGCUUCCCGCCCACGCAGCCGUUGUCGACUUCCUCCUUCGCCUCAGCCAUCGCCCGAGUUGCAGUGGCGCAAAUCUGUCAGGGCGUGGGCUUCCGAUCGGCGGAGCUCUCUGUCCUCGAUUCUCUCUCCUGCAUCGCCACCACCUACAUGCGGCACCUCGGUAGGUCCGCACGCCAUGGCGCUGAAUCCUCCGGCCGGACGGAGUGCAACCUCCUCGACGUCGUCCGCGCCCUAGAAGAACUCGCCUCUUCUCACGGAUUCGACGGUGCGUCCGAUAUCAACCGCCCGCUAGCAAGAUCGGGCGCCCUCUCGGAGAUCAUCCAGUUUGCUGCGGUUUCGGAUGAGAUCCCCUUCGCGAAGCGGAUACCUCCGCAGUGUGAUCCGGAAGGAGCGGGGUCAUCGAGUUUUCUGCAGUUGGGGGAAAAACCGCCAUUUGCGCAUGUUCCUUCAUGGUUGCCCGCGUUUCCAGAGGAGUUUAGGAGUAAGAAAGGGAGAAAAACUCCUGAAGUGACAGUCGAGGAUCUCUCCGGCCUUGCGGUUAGUGUUACCAAGAAAAGGGUGGAAUCUGAGUUCCGUCGGAACUUCCUGCCGCUUGAGAGGCCGAUCGUCAGGUUCGAGUUUGGGAUAUGCGAGAAACCUUUAGAUGAGUGUCUAGAUAGUGUUGAUGGUAAGCAAAGAAACUCUUGGCUGGAUAGGAUUUUGGAGAGGAGGGUGAAGGAACGGUUGGAUUGAAGUUGUGGAAGGGGUGUCAUAGUAUUGCGAACUGAACAGCUUCAAAUGGAAAUCAUGUCCUCCCGUUGCCUGAGAACUUCGAGAGAGGGGAAUAAAGUGAGAGACCAGUCGCCCUCGACUGGUCCACUAUUGCUUUCGGCGGAACCCACUUGCAACCUUCCUGCAUUGACAGAAACUGAGGACGAGUCGAGGGGUUCUGCCGCGCCUUUUGCCCUAUGAAUCGGUCGGCAGCUACUGCAGCAACAAUCGGGCAGGGGAGGGCUCGACUGCCCUUCUUUCUCUCUGUCGCAGGGAAAUCGAGGGCUUUAUCGGGGUCCCUCCAGCUUGCCUUGCUGCACGCAGAGGAGGCCCAGGGAGGAUGACGGCUCGCUCUCUCUCUGGUUCUGGUUUUUCUUUUGGAAGAGUGGAGGAAGUUCCACUGCAUAACAAAACAAGAAGAGAGAGGUGCUCCUGUGAGGAGAGAGAAAAAUGACAGCUUGGGUCUAGGGGCGACCAAAAAGGAAAACAGCUGAAGUUCCCUCCGAUGAGCCUAUGCAGGAAUGGACCCAGCUGUCGACGUCCGUGACAGAAACAAAGGAGUCGAGGGUUUAACAUGGUAUUACCCAAAUCAUACCCCUUUAUUAUUUAUUUAUUUAUGUAUUUCUCUCUCUUUUUUUGUUCACAUACGUAAUCACGUUUAAUACAUGCGUAUAAAUGUUUCUUUUUAGGAAAUCAGGGAUAACUAUAACUAAGAGCACUGAGUAUCAUUUCCAGCAUGUAACACCUCACACAUCGAUUCAUAUCUAGACGUGUAACUACAUAAAUCCAUUAUUAUACCAUGCAUAUAUAUAUCUAUCUACAAGCAACAAAAAUGCAAGGGCUACAUGAUGCACUCAUAACCGAACAUUUUCAUACCUGUCAAAUCCAAAAUAAAUUUCCAACAGAUAUGAAUCUGUUGAAGUAGACUAUUUUCAAGCCUCCCAAAACUGCCAUACGAGUUUUGCAAUCUCUCUCUCAAGGAAAAAAAAUGACCUAUCAGUUUUCUUUCCGCUUUCUUUUAAUAUUUUCUGUUAGUAACCUAUUUAUUUCUUACCAUAACUGCUCCCUUUAUGAUUAA